UCAGUUGGAAGACAGCUCUCUAAUAGUAACAUUCCCACAGCCAAAAUGAGCGAUACCGAGCUCUCGAGUGCCGUGACGCGGGCGUUACUGGAUCUCUACCAGCGACAUGACGCUCCGUUGGACUCGCAGCCGAUGGCGGGAGUUGGGGAAAACGCCUACGGCCAGGUACUUCGGGUAAGCUGGCCCACGAUACCCGAAGCACCCUCGGUGGUCGUUAAGAUGGCGCCAAAGAACGAGGCGCGGAGAGCGCAUAUGCAUGUGGUGGACUACUACGCACGAGAGGUGUUCAUGUACCAAGAGGUAUUCCCCAUAUUCCGCGAACUGAAUCCGGACCGAAGCAUCUUCACAGUGGCGCCUGCUCUGGAGGCAAACGGUCUGCAGGCACCCAAUGAGUUUCUAAUCUUUGAGGAUUUGGCUGGAAGCGGGUUUCGGCCCAACUCCCGCAGCUCCAUGCCCACCUACGACAUUGUUAUCUGCACCCUGAAAGCCCUCGCCGAGAUGCAUUCCUGCUCCUUUGUCCUGCAGAACAAAAAUCCAGCCAAGUUUGAGGAACUGGUCGGCCACAUUAAGAAGGAUAAUUUAUUUACCGAAAACAUUGAGGCAGUGACCAUAGAGUUUGGAAAGGUGCAGCUGAGAAAGACAGGAAACUUGCUGGGGGCAGCGGAUGGGCAGCCAUCUGAGGUGGCCGCCUUGCGCAAAGUACUGGAGCUCUGUGAGAAACACUUCAAGUCCCUGGCUCUCUACAGCGUGGACGGGGAAUCUCAGAAACCAUACUCUGUUAUUUGUCAUGGUGAUUUUUGGAACAAUAAUAUUCUAUAUAGAUAUGAGCCAAAUCUCGACCAGCCCGUGGAGGCCAAGCUCAUCGACUUCCAGAUGUCGCGCUAUGCUCCUCCAGUCUUGGACAUAGUCCACUACCUCUACACCUGUACGGAGAAGCCACUGCGAGAUGAACACUUUAGUGCCUUUAUGAAUGCCUAUUACGAGACUCUUGACCAAAAACUGACCUCCUGUGGCCUUCGCAUCGAGGAGAUGUAUCCUCGCAGUGUUUUUGACCGGCAACUCCAACUCUAUGGAGUCUAUGGCCUAAUUAUGGGCGCCUUUUCCCUGCCCUUCUUCGUUUCCAAUGCCAACGAGGUACUAGAUAUAGAUACAGUAUCGGAGGCCAUUAAGGAUCUUUCGGAUAAUGAGGCCGAGGCACCACAGUACCAGGAGCUAAUCGAAGAAUUCGAAAUGCUGAACGAACGAACGUUGCCGAUUUUCAAGCGCCGGAUGGUCGGGAUAGUCAGGGAUCUGAUCCAGUACAAUAUGACCGAACCUCUGUACAAGUUCGAGAUCUAAAGAGCUUUAGUAUUAACUAAAAUAUACAACUACGUUACCUGUAAA
Messenger RNA from Drosophila bipectinata, 1383 nucleotides. RefSeq lists its product as uncharacterized. The record is from RefSeq and is a predicted model, not a curated record. NCBI's taxonomy places the organism in Eukaryota, Metazoa, Arthropoda, Insecta, Diptera, Drosophilidae.